AUGACUGCUUGUAACUGCCAUGAGUAUGGAUCUCGGGACAACCUUUGUGAUGCCCAGACUGGUCAGUGUCUGUGUAUCUACAAUGUGGGAUCUCGUGACUGUAGUCAGUGUGAGGCCAGAUACUGGGGAUUUCCUCAGUGUAGGGCAUGCGACUGUAACGGAAAUGCAGAAACCUGUGAUGACCUGACUGGAAGGUGUAUUGCAUGCCGUAAUAACACUGCCGGGGACCACUGUGAGAGUUGUGAUGCUGGUUAUUAUGGUGACCCAAGGAAUUAUGUCAGGAAGCCCUGUUGCCCCUGUAUGUGCCCUGGGGGUCCCACCCAGCAUGCUGACUCCUGUUCAGAGGACCCUAGACAGGAGGUCAUUAUCUGCAACUGUCUGCCAGGAUAUCAAGGACCUAACUGUGACACGUGUGCAGAAAACUACUUUGGGAAUCCCUUGGUAGCCAACAUUACAUGUGAACCCUGCCUUUGUAACAACAACAUUGACCCCAAUGUGGACGGUAACUGUGACACAUCCUCUGCGGAGUGCCUCAAGUGUCUUUUUAACACUGAGGGGUUCAGCUGUGAGAAAAGUAAGCCUGGACACCAUGGGAAUGCAACAACCCAGAGCUGUGUAGAGUGUGUAUGUGACCCCUAUGGUACGGACAGGUCAGCUGGGUCAUGUGAUAGAGAGACAGGGCAGUACCCAUGUCUCCCGAAUGUGACCAGACUAAGGUGUGAUGCCUGUCUGGCCGGCUACUGGAACAUCACAAGUGGGGAGGGCUGCUCCGCCUGCAGGUGUGACCCUGAGGGGUCUCUUGGAAUUACCUGUAAUCAGGAGAGGGGUGGAAGGGACUGCAGUCAGUGUGAGAACCUGUACUGGGGCGACCCCAAAAUCCUGUUAUUCCUGUGA
Messenger RNA from Magallana angulata, 894 nucleotides. RefSeq names its product laminin subunit beta-1-like. The transcript is spliced from 7 exons. The coding region runs from base 1 to 894 and encodes 297 amino acids. Gene Ontology annotation, molecular function: extracellular matrix structural constituent. Gene Ontology annotation, biological process: axon guidance. The record is from RefSeq and is a predicted model, not a curated record. Lineage: Eukaryota; Metazoa; Mollusca; Bivalvia; Ostreida; Ostreidae. Gene Ontology annotation, cellular component: basement membrane.